Molecule: messenger RNA, 2069 nt
Organism: Diospyros lotus (date-plum)
Lineage: Eukaryota; Viridiplantae; Streptophyta; Magnoliopsida; Ericales; Ebenaceae
Exons: 9
Coding region: 174-1868 (564 amino acids)
Source: RefSeq, a predicted model, not a curated record
UCUCUCUCUCUCUCUCUGUGCGAGAGAGAAAUAUAGAGACGACCAUCCACAUCUGGGAAUAUUUCCCCUUCUUUUUCACUUUGGUUUAGGUUUCAUAGUCUAGGUGAUGGAAAAUUGGAAGCUGUGCAUGUGAUUCUGGGUUGAAUUGUCUCUUGAGUUUAUUGGGCGUGAACAUGAACAUGGCGAGCUCUUGGAAAGAAUGGCUGAGGAGACUCUACGUGGUCUCUGCAUUUUGUUCAGCACUCUGUUUGGGCGCUCUGAAAAGUUUACUGGUUGGUCCAGUUGCUGCUCUAAUACUGAUAGCAGGAAAUGUUGGGGUGAUUUUGGGUCUGUUUCCGCUGCAUGUGUCCUGGACAGUCUACACCCUGGUCAAGGCUAAAAGUUUGUAUGCACCGCUGAAACUAGCUUUCUCCUUUGCUCUGCCGGCUCUGUUGGGGAUUUGGUUGGGCCUGAGCAUAGCUGGAAGUGUUCUUGUGGGAGUGGGCUAUGGCUUCUUCACUCCCUGGAUUUCUUCCUUUGAGGCCUUCAGGCAUGAUGAUGACUCCAACAAGUUCUUCCACUGCAUUGUGGAUGGAACUUGGAGUACUAUCAGAGGAAGCUGCACUGUGGUCCGAGAUUUCGCCGACAUUUGCUACCACUCCUACCCUCUCUACUUGAAGGAAUUGCGAGAAGCCCCGCCUUCCAACCAGCUUCAACCUCUUAGGUUUAUGGAUGUCCCUGGGUGUAUAAUUGUUGGGCUGAUGGGACUAGUGGUUGAGAUUCCUCUCUACACGGCGAUCGCCAUUGUGAAGAGUCCAUUCAUGUUGUUCAAGGGCUGGAUUCGGUUGAUACAUGAUCUGAUCAGCCGUGAAGGCCCGUUUCUUGAAACGGCUUGCAUCCCGGUUGCUGGUCUGACAAUACUUAUGUGGCCGCUCGUCGUUCUUGGCAGCAUCGUAUUGGCUAUUUUCUCAAGCUUCUUCAUAGGACUUUAUGGAUCAGUUGUAGUAUACCAGGAAAGGUCUUUCAAAAGAGGAGUUGCUUAUGUGAUUGCAAUGGUUGCAGUAUUCGACGAGUACACAAAUGAUUGGCUCUAUCUCCGAGCAGGAUCCAUGCUCCCAAAGCCCCGGUACAGAAAGAAGAAGGUGGCAAACUUAACAGAGAUCAGUAGUGCUGGAGAGAAUCAGUCGCCCGAAGUCAAAAUUAGCGCUGUUUUAACAGAAGCACCCGCAAUGAUCAUGCCGAGACUGACAUCUUCUAGAUCAGUGAGAGAGGCAAUUCAAGAAGUGAAAAUGGUGCAGGUAUGGGGGCACAUCAUGAGGUCAUGCGAGAUGAGAGGCAAAGAACUACUAGAUGCCAAUGUAAUAAAAACGGCUGACCUCUACGAUUGGCUGAGAGCGAAAAACAGCAACGAUGCAGGAGGCAUUGUCGGGGUGGGUCUGCCUUGUUAUUCGUUCUUGCAGACUCUGCUUGCCUCCAUAAAGGCGAGAUGCGAUGGCCUCUUGCUCCUCGAUAAUCUUGUGGUCAACCAUCUGAACCGACCCCAGGACAGAUUGUUGGACUGGUUCUUCCAUCCUAUAAUGCUCCUGAAGGAGCAGAUCAGGGUCAUAGAGCUGGAAGAAGGGGAGAUCAGGUUCCUGGAGAAAGCUGUUCUCCUGGGAAGCAACCUCGAAAGAAUGGAGGGCUGGAAAAAUGGGAGCUUGGUGCCUCAAGAGGCUGUCAGAGCCGCGCAAAUCCAGGGAAUCAGCAGAAGAAUGAUGGGAAUGACAACAAGCAUAUCCAAGUUCCCCACGUACAGGAGGAGAUUCAAGCAACUAGUGAAGGGCCUGAUUGUGUAUUCCAUGGAGAAGGAGGGGGGCUGCCACCGAAACAAUUCUGUGCACUCUGUUUGAAAUUAUUAAUUAUAUAUAUUAUUUGUGCUUAGAAUUAAAACAGUAAGAGAGCAGCCUCUGUAAAUUCUUCAUCCAGAUAGGGAGGCAUUUAUUUUCUUGGUUUUAAGGCUUUUUGUCUGCAGAUCAGUUCAAUGUUUGUUUGUUUGUGUGAUCAAAGCCUAUAUAUAUACAACAAACAGAAUAGUUUGUUCGGCCUUACUA